AUGGUUGUUUCCGGUCUGAUAAGUGAUACUGAAGGUAGCAAUCUUGUGUCCGCCCAGACGCCCUUUACGCCCACUGUGGAGAGGGGAGGCGGCGUCCUGGCAUACCGUGCGCUCUUGCUCGGGACUGGGAGUACUUUGGUGGAGCAGCCGCAGCGCGCGAAGUGGGUCAGAGGCGGCGGCGAGCAAAUGCGCGUGCGAGAGCGCGCGCGCGCAGGGAGGCAGCGGCGAGGCGGGCGGAGCGUGGCAGCCGUUGUCAGGGCGACCUACGACCACGCGCGCCGCCGGGUUUUCCGCUCAGGCUCGUUGCUAACGGCCGCCCCGCGCCCCGCGCCGCCCCGCGCCGCCCCCGCGCCGCCCCGGCGCCGCCCCGCGCCGCGCCACGCGCCGCCCGCCCGCGCCGCCCGCGCGCCCGCACGCGCUCCACCCCCGACCUGGCGCACGGGCUUCCGUUCAGACUCAGUCGGUUACAACACCCCCAUCUCCACUUCGAUGGCAUCAGACCCUUACAUGUCCAACUACUAUGGCACGUCGUUCCCGUAUCAGGCGUUCGGAGUGGGCGACGGCACGUGGUCUAACGGUGGCGACCCAAUGACCUUCCUGGGCGGCUAUGGCGGACAGAUGGGCCAUGAUUCGUACGGCAUGGACGGCAUGUUCGGCGGCGGCGGCGGAGGCUUCGGCACCGCCUUCGGCCAGCCCGCGGCGGCGGCUGCUGCGGCCGCGGCCGGCUUCAACUACUUCCACGGCAACGGCGACUACUCGACGUGGGGCAGCUCGGCAGCCGCCAUGUCCCGCAAACCCCACUACGACGACUACUACCGCGGCGACGGCAUGUACGGCGCGGCGGCGGCUGCGGCCGCGGCCACGGCGCCCGGCGUGGGCGGGUCGGCCGCGGGCGGUGUAGACGGCCUCAAGGCCGUGGAACAGGGCAUGCAGGGCCUGGGGCUGUCGGACGGGUCGGCGGCGGGUGGCGCGGUGGGUUGGGGCGCCCGCGGGCGUCAAGGUGUCUGCGGACGGAAAGGACUGAAACAGGGUGGCGGGCCCGGCCCCGGCGACGCCGGCGUGGGCAAGCCGUCAGGCAUGGACGUGGGCAUGGGGGGGCAGUGCGAUGGUGAACGUGCAGGCGACAGCUGUGACGUCGGGAGGCAUGAAGAAGAAGGGACCCGGCAUGCACGCCGCCCGUGUGCCGGGCAAGCACAACAUGGACAUCGGGACGUGGGAGGCAAGAACGGCGGCGGCGCGGGCGCGGGAGCGUUGGGCGCCGGCAAGCAGCCCGUGGGACCACCGCCGCCCACGGUGCGGCCCGCUUGGGGCGGGCCGGUGCGCGGGGAUGGCGGCGGGGCGGCGGCGGAGGGCGCGCCGCGGCGGUCGGGCGCGCCCCCGGGGGAGGGCGGCGCGGCGGCGGCAGCGGCUGCCGCCGCGGCCGCGGGUUUCCGCCGCCGGCGGUCCCCUCGCCGCACCACCGGGCCCGUGCCAUCCUGGCGGGUCCUCACACCCGGCGCACCACCACAUCCCAUCGGGCGCCGGUCACACGCGGGCGCGGUGCGGGCGCCAGCGCGCCGCCGCCCCGCCCAUCACACAUGCAGCGCGCCACCGGCGCUACGCGCAGCGCCCCCGCACGCGGCUGCAGCCGCUGCGGCCGCGGCCGCUGCCGCCGCGCUGGUGCCGGCGCCUCUGCCCUCGCACCCCGUGCUGGACGAGUUGCGCAUCAAGAACAACUACAACCCCACGGACUUCAACCUGUGUGCGGAGGGCGCGCGGUUCUUCGUCAUCAAGUCGUACUCGGAGGACGACAUUCACCGCUCCAUCAAGUACGAGAUCUGGUGUUCCACAGAGCACGGCAACAAGCGCCUGGACCAGGCGUUCCGCGAGCGGGAGGCCGAGGGGGGGAUGGUGUAUUUGUUCUUCUCGGUGAACGGCUCGGGCCACUUCUGCGGCAUGGCGCAGAUGGUGUCGCCCGUGGACUACCACGCUACCAGCUCGGUGUGGUCGCAGGAUAAGUGGAAGGGACAGUUUCGCGUGCGCUGGAUCUACGUCAAGGACGUGCCGAACGUGCAGUUGCGACACAUCCGGCUGGAGAACAACGAGAACAAGCCCGUGACCAAUUCCCGUGAUACGCAGGAGGUGCCCUUCGAAAAGGGGAAGCAAGUGCUCCGAGUGCUGCACAUGUACCACCACAACACCUCGAUCUUCGAUGACUUUGUGCAUUACGAAAAGCGCCAGGAGGAGGAGGACAGCCGCAAGGUGGCGGAGGUGAGCGGAGGGGGCGGCGGCGGCGGUGGAGGCGGUGGUGGCGGCGCGCGGGGAGGCGCGGCGGGCGCGCAGCAGGGCCCGCCGGCGGGCGGCGAGCGCGGCUCCAACCAGGGCCGCGGCGACCGGGGCGGCGGUGGCCACGCGGCCGGCCAGAAGGUGAGGCCGAUGGAUCGUGAUGGAGGUGGUGGCCGAGGUCGUGGUGGAAGAGGGGGAAGGAAUUAAUGUGGAUGUUGUGCCACCUCUUAGCUUACUCCAGUUAUACUAUGUAUGUAAAAGUUUGAUUUUUAAAAAGAAGUAACUUCUGUAUUAGAAGUGGAUUUUUCCUUCACUUUUGUUCUUCUAGAAGAGAUUUGUAUAAGGACUUGUUCUGUGUGUAGGACGAGCAAUGGUUUAUCCAAGCAUUUGCAUCUUGACACAUUUCUACAGAAACUGUUAUUCUAAUUACAUUCUUAUUUUCUUCUUGAUCUUCGUGCAGUGGAAAAAGUAUAAGACAAUGUUAUAGGAUUGGAGCAAGAUGUAACGGUCCCAUUUGUUAUUGUGCAGCAAAUGCUGUCAAGACUGAAGAUUUAUUUUUGAAAAUAUGACUUAUGUCCAACAAUUGAAAGCAGAGAGAGAUCAGUUCUGAUUUAUGUACUGUAGUAUAGUUUCAGAUUUGUAUUGGUUGUAUUGAAUAAACUGGUCUUUGUGUGUUUAAGUCACUGUGUUUCUGGUGUUUGCCCAGAAUAGUGUUUAUGUUACUUAAAAUCAAAUGUGUUUUAAAUACAUUGUGAACUCUUCAGUCUUGAGUGAAGAACAAGCCAUUAUUUCGUCAGUAACUGCUCUUGUGACUGUGGGGCUCUUGUCUCAAGUCUUCAUCCUUUAGCAUGGCAGUGUUGACAGCACUUCUGCAGUCUGCAGUCUAUUUUCAUUGAUGUUGUUUUACUGUGCUGUAAUAUUAAUAAUUCAUUGUUGGGCUUGGAAACUUUUCAUGUGUCUUAAGGAGGAGUUUAAUUUUUUAUUGUCCUAUUUUUUUCUUCUUAGUUUUGCUUUUAAAUUCUUUAUAUAUUUAUCCAAAUAGGAUUCACAUAAUCUUGAACAUUUCAUCGGAAGGGCUGGGAUAGGGUUGGAGGAAGAAGUUAUGUGCAUUAACUUACUUUACGCUCCUUUAGUAAGAGCUUCGUUUUUGUUGAAUGGGUACCUAACCAAAUAAGUUGAAAGAAAUAGCUGUAAAAUGAAAAGGUUGUUUUGUGUGUGUUUUAAAGUGUGUAUAUUUUGGCUCACCUGUAAACUAUUGUUCAUCUGCUGAUUAUUGUGUAAUGUGUGUCUUGCCUUGAAAAGGUAAAAAAAAUACUUUUUGGGAUAUUCCUCUGUGUAUUUCAUUAUUAUUUUUGGUAUAUAUUGUGUAUAUUAUAUUAAUAUAUCAAAUUAAUCCUGAAAGCUUCAUGAGCUCAGGAGAAGGAAAAAACUUGUUUUGAAUUGUUAAAUGGAAAAAAAUUUCUCCCCACCAUGGUUUUGAUUUUUAGAAAUCUUACUUAAACCUGUGUGUUAUCAACUGUUUUGGUAUACGUGAAGAUGUAAUCCACUUUGUAAUGUGCAAUUACAUUAUAUUCAUAUAAAAUUCCAAGCAAUUGAUCUUUGUAUUUUAGUAUCAGUGUUGCAUACAAAUGCUUGUAAUAGAAGCUACAUAUUUACAAACUUGUACUAAAGUAUAUAUGAUCUGCAUUGUUGGAGAAAAAAUUACUUUACUCAUAACCAUGAAACUAAAUGUUUGGUUUGAAUGUUUAUAUGGCAUUUGUAAAUGUUAAUUGUUAAAAUUGAUUUUGUUAGAUGAAUGUCUUUAAUUACAUGACAAAAACAAUAUUUACAUAGACCAUAGUGCUGUGCUAAUAUCAUCUAUUAAAGCACUUAAUCUGUUAUUUAAAAAAGAAAAAGCUCACACACUGACAAUAUACAACUAUGGCACGUGUAAAUAUUGAAAAUGUGGACUUGUCUGCUUUUGGUCCACAUCAGAUGUUACCUGUUGGGAAAUAUGUGUGCUCUUAGAUUUUGCUCAUCUUAUAUGUGGGUACUCAUCUGUUUGCCUUUUAAUAUACAAAAUAUUGUAUGUAUAUGCCAACGAGAAGGCUCACAACGGAGUUAGAAUGAUAACAUUCAAUUCCUCCAACCAUCUCACUGGAAAUUCUGCAACCUUUAACCAUGCAAUGCACUCUCGUCCUACCUGUGUAUUCAUAUAUAGCGCACAGCAUGAAAAGUGUGCUACCCUUUAUCCAGCCAAAGUUUGCAGAUUAUGUUAGCCCUGUUUUCUUGCAUAACUUUCAGAAACUUCACUUUUGUGCAUCAGUAGUAGGAAGGUAAUGUUAUUAUGUAUUUUAGUAAAAUAUUGAGUUUUGGUUAGAUGGUGUGUUCAUAAAUUUGUAGUUGCUUGUGGGUGGAUUCUUGUGUUGCUUUGAAUCUUAAUUGAGGGAGAAUUAAUUAUAUUUAUUUGUCACAUUAGUAUGCUUUGCCAAAGACAUCAUCAUUAAAGGUUUCUUACAGACAGUAGACGCAUACUCAAAAUUUCUAUUACCCUGUCGGUUCUUUUCUUUCCUAUUUGUGUAUUAAUGAAAUAGAUUUUUCUGGAGAAGGUGCAAUAGGUUUCUGGAAGUAUUAUUCAUGUGUUUCCUUGUCAGGUUAACAACCAAAAAGCAAACUUAGCUCAAGACAAAUCUUGUAGUGUCCAACUACAGCUUUGAAAGCUUGCAUGGGCCUUGAUCAUCUAUUUAUAUUGUAGGUGUCAGUUGUACAUUUUUGUGCCUGUGUUACAGUUUAAUCACACAAUAUUUGUAGCAUAUAUAAAAAGCUACAAAUAUCGUUAAUAUUUCUUUAAUAGUCAUUGUCAAACUAACUUAGGUCUUUGGUUUGUUAUCGGUUCUGCAUAGAUUUAUGUAAGGUGGUGUAGGAAUUGAUGAAUGUAGGUGCAACAUUUGUUUUGCAAUUAAUAGAAGGGAAGGAAAAGAAAGAUGCUUGCCUUUUACUAUUUUCGUAAUUAUAUUUACAUGUUCACAUAACAUGUGUGGUUAUGUUAUGCAGAUUUCAUUUGAAUGUGCUAAUACACUUAUUAACAUUUUCCUGCACAUGUUGUAUUUCUUUUAGAGAAUUUGUGUGGGAAGGUAGAUUUCAUAUUGUCUUGGGCAUAGUUUGUAGUUCAUCAGUUCACAAUCCUCUCCUUACCCUUUGGCCCACCUUGUUUCCUUGUAACUUUUUAUCAUGUUGUGUAUUUGUGAUCUAUAUAAAUAUAUAUACAUGCAUAUAUAUUAUACUUCAAUGAUCAACUUCAAUUUUUUUGAUGGUUGAUUGGAACUUUUAACAAUAAUUAUAUAAUUAAUAAUGAUACAUUAAUCUUGAUGAUGAAAUGGUGGGAAUAGUUUGUUUUGUUUAUUUUUGAGUAUGGGAAGAACAUUUGUCACCUAUGGUUAUGGUCUAUGAGAGAUGUAAGCAGACUAAUAUUAAAUAGCAGGAGAAAUAAUAAGAUAAUACAAAAGUAAUGGGUUAUUAUAAAGAUGUUAAGAUUUCACCCAGUUUUCAUUGGAACUUGUACUGUGUAAUUUCUUUUCUGCGAGUAACUCUGGUAGAAGAUUGGAUCCCACUCGCUCGGAUCAAUUUCUGAUAACAGUAAAGGCAACAUAUUGUUCAGUGAUAUAUGCAGAUGCAUUUCUGGGUGGGGGGAGUAUAUACAACAAUGUAUAUGGAUGUAGAAAUAAUUUAUACAUGUACAUGUCUGAAUUCAAGACCUUUUAGAUAUAAAAUACUAUUGUAAUGGAAGAACUAGUGUAUUUCUUCUGGGAGGGGGGAUAAAAGGGCUGGGUGGGUAGAAUGCUGUUAUAAUCUGGAGCUGGAACUGUGGCACACAAGGAACCAAGACGCGAAGGAAAAGUUGGAGUGAUGGCAAGAACUUCAAGAAAUGUUAGAUGAAGACGCUGACGACUGAAAGAAAAGUGUAGUGCUGGAUUUAUUAGCAAAUUCCUGAUAAUUGAACAGUGGAAUAAAUGAGUAUGUACUAACAUCUUAGUGCACUUUAUACUCCUUGUUUUUGUUGAUUUUUUUAUUGAACCAAGGACUUGGAGAAGAGAAGUUAUCUUUGUGGUGGUGUGGAUUUCCAUUUCUACAGUGGGUUAGACUAUGCAGACAGAAUUUACCAACAUUGCUUAGCUAACGGAAGUCACUAUAUACUACUUGUUUUCUUUAUGAACUCAAAAGCAGAACUGUUGAAAAUGGCUUUAAAUCAUAGAAACAGCUGCAUUUUACUAAUAAAUAUACCCAUUGUGAAUGGAAAGAUACGUUCAAGAAAUUUAAUACAAAAAUGAACUUGAAAAAUAUAAGACAUCAAAGAACUGGUAUUUAACAAGAGUGAGUAGUGUUGUUACAGAUUUAUUUUUUUAUGAAAGAUUCUGUUUGUUUUUGUUUCCUAUACAGAGUGGAAAAGAACUUCAGAAUCCUUGUUGAUUUGAUGUAACUAUUUUCUUUAGAUAUCACAGGAUAUUACAAAUCAUCGAAGGUAUAAAAACCUUAGUGAAAAGUAAGAAUGUAUAAAGAACAUUUUUGGACUUGAAGUAAAAGAGACUGCAAAUAAAAUUUUACUCAACCUGUAAAUUAAAGAAUUAUAUACAAUAGCAAAUAUCAAAAAGAGUAAGGAUUUAUUAAUGAAAGACUUAGUGCCUGGUUUGACUAUCUGGUACAUUCUUCUUACUUUUUCAAAAUAGCAACAGUUAAUUAUUCCAGUGAAUUCCAGUGAAUUGAACUUUCAAAAGUCAGUAAUAACUGUUAACAUGCUAAUAAAGGAAAGUUGUGAACUUUUUUAAAUAUAAAGAGUCAACUAAUGGACCUCAAUCAAUUGGUAGCGGACACUAUCUUGAUCAAGAACGAUGAAUUUGCGUGUGCUGUUCUUUGCGUGUGGUUGUCGAGUGUGAUGUGCAGCAACAGGCAGGAAGAAUAUUCACAGCAGAAGAUGGAAAGCUUUGAGAAGUCGACUUGAAUCGAUUAUAUUGUUAAAACAAUUUUAUGUUGAAAUUGCAAUUGAAGGCUUACAGAUAUUUCUUAGAAAUAACUGAAAAUCGCAUAUAAUGAAUUUUGUGUUCCUAUUAUUUAUAAAAAAAUUGGUAUAUAAAAGCAUGUAAUAGCCUUCCAAUGUAAAACCAUGUUACAUUGAGUUACUAAUGUAUUUUUUUAUGUAUUUCAAUGAGAAAUGAUUCAGAAAUAUCCUUUGGCAAAUCAUUAUUUGGGAAGGAUUGCAAAUGAUGACUGUAACAAGUCGCAAUGAUUGAAGUAAUAAGGGUUUUCUUUUCUGUGUGAGUGAGCUCGAAGUAAACUUUGCCCAUUUUUUUAUAUAUACUUAUUUCGUUUGAUUAACAAUGGCUGAAGGAUAGUACAGCAUAUUUAUGUGCAAAUAAUUCCACUAAUGCAGUUCAUUAUGCGUAAUGUAAGUACUGUGAUUGUGUUAUAUUGUGGUUCCUAAUUUGAAUGGGUGUAAAAUCUGCCAUUCAGAGAUGCAUAGUAGUAUUUUCAUUUGGUUAAAAUCUGCUAAUGUUGACAUUGCUUUGUAAAUUUUUAAUACCAAGGCUGUCUAGAAUGUUUGGGAACAUUAGCAGCUUAAUUUUCUUGUUUUGAAAUUCCAGACGUAUACUAAAGACUUUAUUUUGGCCUAAUUUGCCUGCUUGCACAUUAUGCAUCUAGAAAGAACUAUUAAAACAAGUUUUGUUGAGUUUUUUAAAUUUUUUCAUUGAAGAUAUCAAUAAAAAAUUAGUACAAUAAAAUUUUGAACUUAAUAUUAGUGAUACUCCUUAAAAAGCUAUAUUUUAAUUUUCAGGACAUAAUUAGAGGAUGAUAUGUUGCUCAUUACAAAUUAAUGGAGUAAAGAUAAUACACAAUUUUUUGUGGCUGUGUGUUUAAUAAAUGAAGUUGCAGUUCAUUUCUUUUUAUUGUUCCAUGUUUGAAGACUUGUGCCCAUUGAUAUCUAAUGGCAUUUUAAUCAUUAAUGAGGUAGGCAAUACUAUAGUGUUUAGUUACUUGAGAUGGAGGAGGAUUCUAAAUUUAACCGCAAAUGCCGUUCAAAUAUCGUUUCAGAGAACAUAAAAGUAAAGUGAAAGGAAAUGGGCAAAGUUUACCCGAUCCGACUAGUGGGAAUUAUUGUUGAUAGCUGAAUAAAACCAUCAAAUAGAAAAAUGUUAUGCGCAUAUUGAAUUUUCCAUGCUCUGAUAUACCUUUCCUUU
This is a messenger RNA of Gryllus bimaculatus (two-spotted cricket), 8474 nucleotides long. NCBI's taxonomy places the organism in Eukaryota, Metazoa, Arthropoda, Insecta, Orthoptera, Gryllidae. The record is from the annotation of a GenBank genome assembly.